This is a messenger RNA of Lineus longissimus, 1634 nucleotides long. RefSeq names its product glycoprotein-N-acetylgalactosamine 3-beta-galactosyltransferase 1-like. Gene Ontology annotation, cellular component: membrane. NCBI's taxonomy places the organism in Eukaryota, Metazoa, Nemertea, Pilidiophora, Heteronemertea, Lineidae. The coding region runs from base 424 to 1383 and encodes 319 amino acids. Gene Ontology annotation, molecular function: N-acetylgalactosaminide beta-1,3-galactosyltransferase activity. The transcript has 3 exons. The record is from RefSeq and is a predicted model, not a curated record.
UAUUGAAUUCGCACGUUCCGAAUAGGCUACGGUCGUCACUCGGUUGAAAAUUGUUCGAUACUCUAAAAUCAUCGGGGAUUUUUAAAGUGACGGAAAUGUGUAUGGAGGACAUCACAAAGGUUUCGAACCAAUCAAAGCGGAUUUCUUUACCAAGAACCCAGCUUACAGGGGUUCCCUCGAAUCAGACGUGCUAAAUACAUGUUUCUCCGGAACUGCGGAUGAGCCAAUCAUUGACAUUAGAGAGUACUCUUCCAAUCCAAUCAGAGACGGGACUGUGAUCGCCGAGGAACAAUCACAUGAAUCCGCGCAACUGGUGAUUUUUUAAAUUUUCUGUUGAUGAAGAGUGGUGUGGCGUAUUAAAAGGUGUCUCCUCGAGGUCAUCUCUGAUCCGAUAAUUGACAAUUCACUCCGGAAUUCUUUAUCAUGCCUCGGCCUCGGAAUUUUUUCAUGAACUUCACCCUUCUUCUCAUUUUUCUGCUGGCGCUGUCCGUUUUGAGAUUGGUUCAUUGGAAAUUUGAGCUGCUGAUUAAAAAAACAAGGCAUUUCGAGCCUGCAGACGAUGGAUUUAGACGCUUCACCACACCCCGUGUUGUCUGCUGGAUCCCUGCACAAGCAGCCGAUCUGGAGGAGAUGGGCGAGACCAUCCGGGCCACUUGGGGCAAGAAAUGUGACAAAUUGAUAUUCAUGAGCUCGGUUAAUAACGAGAGGUUUGGAGCAGUGAAAAUCGACGUCCCGUAUGACAAUAGUAUAUUUCUGACUCAAAAAUGCGUCAAGUCUUUGCUGUAUUUAUACCGGCAUCAUCUGGAUGAAGGUGAUUGGUUUUUAAAGGCAGAUAUUGAUACUUAUUUCAUAGUUGAGAAUCUGCAUUAUUUACUGUCUUUCUAUUCCCCGGAUGUACCCUGGAUGACGGGACAUCAUCUCCGGGUGCCGAAAGCUGGUAUGGGGAAGGGAUACUUCAGUGGCGGAGCUGGCUACGUCAUGAGCAGAGCGGCACUGGAAAAAUUCGUCGAGGUGGGGCUCGCCGGCGGAAAAUGUCGGUUUGAUGAUAAACUCUUUAUUCAAGAGGAUUUAUAUCUUGGCCUGUGCAUGAGGAACAUCAGUGUUAAAUUCGCUUCGUCAUAUGACGUUACCAACAGAGAGACAUUCCACACGAUGCCUUUCGUUGAUGAGUUCAGAGGUUUUAAGUCGAGUUGGUUGGAUCGGUAUCACAGCCACAAAAGGGACGUCAAAUGUUGCAGUCCUUACUCCAUAUCGUUCCACCGGCUGAAAACUCCGACUCAGAUGCUGGAAAUGCACGCCAUGCUCUACUUCCUCAAUGUAUGGGGCGGUGGUGAAACUAGGAGCUGGUUCAGACCCAGGGAAAUGGACAUUGAUGACAUAUGAUUUCUGUUUUGGGGCCGCGCAGAAAUCGGAACAUUCAACUAUAGUGAUUCAGAGGACUGAUUUGAAACUAAGUCAGCAAGCAUAAUGCAAUGAUUUGAAGACCUUUUCAAGAGUAUUAAACCGGGUUGCGUGUUGGCUUCAUAAUAAGGUGCUUCCAGCUGAUGACGACCACAGAUCCCAAAUCCCCGAAACGCCAACGUAAACGCCUAUCCCAUUGUUUGAGCUCCUGAUCAUCAUGUCGAACCAUGGGA